Carassius carassius (crucian carp) is the source of this 2853-nucleotide messenger RNA. RefSeq names its product clathrin coat assembly protein AP180-like. NCBI's taxonomy places the organism in Eukaryota, Metazoa, Chordata, Actinopteri, Cypriniformes, Cyprinidae. Gene Ontology annotation, cellular component: clathrin-coated vesicle; clathrin-coated pit; extrinsic component of presynaptic endocytic zone membrane. Bases 718 to 2628 code for a protein of 636 amino acids. Gene Ontology annotation, biological process: clathrin coat assembly; clathrin-dependent endocytosis; synaptic vesicle budding from presynaptic endocytic zone membrane. The transcript has 24 exons. The record is from RefSeq and is a predicted model, not a curated record. Gene Ontology annotation, molecular function: phosphatidylinositol-4,5-bisphosphate binding; SNARE binding; clathrin heavy chain binding.
GGACUGUAACGUGCAUUAAAAGAAAAAUAAGCAGCUAAAAUAGCCAAGAUCUACACGUUAUAGCACUGAAACGUGAAAACAUACUUGUCUUCAAACUCCCGCCCUUGUGACGGCUGGAAAGAGACACGUCAUCAUCACCAUCAUCAUCCGACCGGACGCGAAGGCUUCGACCGAAAGUUACCGAAUACCGAGGCUCCGGAAUCCUGAAUAGCUUUAUUGUAACGUUAGAGGAUUUAUCAACGGAGCGUUUCUAGAACUCGUUUUUAGGUGUUUAUUUAAUUAAUUACGUCUCAAAAAGAACCAGUUAAUCGCAAAACGCUCUGUUAGUUUCGGUUAGAUGUUUUUUUAAUACAUAUGAUAAUCAAAUGUGACGGUUUAACGUAUUAAUUUGAUUUAUUAUUUCCCGCGAGAGCCAGGAUACAGCUCGUCGUAGGGCGUUACGUAAUAUAGGCAUUAUCCAGGGUGCUGAAACCAACCCUUGCUUGACGCCUACGAGGCGUUUUUAAAGGAUUCAAUUGAGAAUAUAUAUUUUGUGCUUUUAAAUACGCAAAUUCAUCCGCUCCGGUUGGAAACAGAAACGAGGAAUUGACAUUGUCGGUUUAUAGAGAGCCACCUUGGAUUCCGUCUCUUUUUUUGUCGGCGAAUAUCAUAUGCAUUUCGGCUGUCCUUCACCUUUAAGUUGAUUCUUGAGGUGGUUGUCGACGCUACCGGGAGAAAAUGUCGGGACAGACUCUGACGGAUCGCAUCGCCGCGGCGCAGUAUCAGCUCACAGGAUCCGAAGUGGCUCGUGCCGUUUGCAAAGCCACCACGCACGAGGUGAUGGCGCCCAAGAAGAAGCACCUGGAUUAUCUGAUCUCAACCACCAAUGAGACAAACGUGAACAUCCCCCAGAUGGCUGACACACUAUUCGAAAGAGCCACUAAUGCCAGCUGGGUGGUUGUGUUCAAAGCUCUAACCACGACCCACCACAUCUGCAUCUACGGCAAUGAGAGAUUCAUCCAGUAUUUGGCCUCAAGGACUUCCCUGUUCAAUCUCAGCAACUUUAUUGACAAAACAGGCUCCCAUGGCUAUGACAUGUCUACAUUCAUCAGACGAUAUGCACGGUACUUAAAUGAGAAGGCGUAUGCUUACCGUGCGAUGGCCUUCGACUUCACUCGAGUUAAGAAAGGAGCUGAAGGAGUGAUGAGGACUAUGGCUCCUGACAAGCUUUUGAAGGCUAUGCCUGCCCUUCAGACUCAAGUGGACACACUGCUGGAGUUUGACGUUCAUCCUAAAGACUUGAAUAAUGGUAUCAUAAAUGCAGCAUUCCUGCUUCUCUUUAAGGAUCUGAUAAAACUCUUCGCCUCCUACAAUGACGGCAUCAUCAAUUUAUUAGAGAAAUAUUUCAAAAUGAAGAAGUCUGAGUGCAAGGAUUCUCUGGACAUUUAUAAGAAAUUUCUCACUCGGGUGACCAAAAUUGCAGAGUUCAUGAAAAUUGCUGAGCAAGUAGGAGUGGAUAAGAAUGACAUCCCUGACAUCUCUUAUGCUCCCACCAGUAUUCUGGAGUCUCUCGAGGCACAUAUGAACAGUCUAGAGGGCAAGAAAGGGGAAGGGUCACCCACAAAAGGCUCACCCACCAAUAACGUGUCUCCAACCUCCACUCCUGCCAAAUCAGCCGCUGCCGUCCCCACUUUGGAGCCGCCGCGUGCUGAGGCCGCACCAGCUGCCGCCGAAACUGCUACUGAUUCUCUGCUGGAUCUGGACCCGUUGUCUUCCUCUGGACCUUCUACAGGAGCAUCAGCUGCCCCCACGUCUUGGGGAGAUCUGCUGGGCUCAGAUGUGUUUGCGGCCCCUGCGGCUGAAACCGCUGCUGCUGCAGAAGGUGGGGCCGCAGCAACCACGCCCACUCCUGCUGCCGACAGCAAUGCACCAACUGAUCCCUUCACUCCAGCGGCUGGUUCUGCUGAUAACUCCCAUCAGUUGGACCUGUUCUCCAUGCAGCCAGUAGAUGACAGUAACUCUCUCUUUAGCUCAGUGGCACCCAACACUGUCCAGGCAUCUGUCUCCACAACCACCAGCACUGUAGCCCCCGCUGCUUCCCCAGCCCCGACGAUAGACCUGUUUGCUGGCUUUUUUGAUCCCAUGACAGACUCAUCUGUUUACAAAACAGACCCAAACCCCAGUCUAGACCUGUUUUCAGCAGAAUCUGCAGGCGCUGGAGAGGCCAAACCAGCCGCAGCAGCUGCUGGAGGAGAUCUGAUGUCAGCUUUUGAUGGAUUGGGUGAUGUGCUCAUGCCAGCUAUGGCUCCACAGGCAGCAGGGGCCACCUCACCGGUCAAACCCAUGGGAGGAGAUCUAGACUCAGCUAUGGCCAACAUGGCCAGCAAUUUGGCAGUGGGGAACCAGAAACCGGGUGAAGCAACUGGAGGGGCGAACUGGCAAGCGCAGGUACCCACCCCUAGCUGGGGCGUUGCCAUGCCUGGUGCAGGAGCUACUCCCAUGAUGCCUGGCUCACCGAUGAUGAGACCACAGUUUCCCGCACCAGGAGCCCCUGGACAACCGAUGUCUCCAGGAAUGGCCCAGAGUCCCAGGAAGCCUCCCCCUCCUAAAGACCCUCUCGCUGACCUCAAUAUCAAAGACUUCAUGUAGAUGAGCAGCGGGUUUGUCGCACUUAUUGUGCAGCCCUGAUGAAUCACACGUGUGUAUUCUCUCUUCCGUUCAUCACAUUCAGGGACUCCAGUCCCUCCUUUUAUCUCUUUCCCUUCCCUGUCUGUUUUUGUAGCACAAACCGUGAACGUGAAUAAGUAUGCGUGUGUAUGUGUGUUUGUAUUUCAAUGUUCUCAGUUACUUCAGAUCUAUAUAUAUAUAUAUAUA